AUGACCCACGACCAUGACGACGACUUGGCCUCAAGCAAGACUGCUGGCUUCAAGGUUGGUGAGAAGAAGACUCUUGAGGAAUAUCAUCAGCUAGACGCCAACGACGAAUCCCUCAAGCGAUGGAAAGCCUCUCUGGGCCUAGGAACCGGCAGCUCGAUAUCCGACCCCAACGACCCACGCAAGUGCAUCAUAAAGUCCCUCGCACUCGAGGUCGAGGGCCGCGACGACAUCACCAUCGACCUCUCCAGCCCGGGCUCGGUCGACAAGCUCAAGGACCAGCCCUUUACCAUCAAGGAGGGAUCCCGUUUCCGCAUCAAGGCGACGUUCGUUGUGCAGCAUGAGGUUCUUAGCGGGCUGAAGUACAUCCAAGUUGUGAAGAGGAAAGGGGUUAGGAUUAGCAAGGAUGAGGAGAUGCUGGGGAGCUACCCGCCCAGCACCACAGAUAAACCGCUGUAUGAAAAGAAGUUCAAUGCCGAAGAGGCCCCGUCCGGCAUGAUUGCUCGAGGCCAUUACAACGCACUCUCCAGAUUCGUGGAUGACGAUGACAUCACCCAUCUCAAGUUCGAGUGGUCCUUUAACAUCGCCAAGGAUUGGUAG
Molecule: messenger RNA, 597 nt
Organism: Paracoccidioides brasiliensis Pb18
Exons: 4
Coding region: 1-597 (198 amino acids)
Biological process (GO): Rho protein signal transduction
Cellular component (GO): membrane; cytoplasm; cytosol
Molecular function (GO): Rho GDP-dissociation inhibitor activity; protein binding
Source: RefSeq, a predicted model, not a curated record